ACAAACGAUUAUUUUAUCUUCGCCAGCACUAUAGGAACGACAAGGUCGGCACACGAAAACAAAACAGUCAUGAAUAUACUGACUAGUGAAAUUUUAACCUAUUAGCGUGGGACUUUUGUCAUAUUUUGCCCGGUCAAUAAGGAGACAGACAACAAAACAGUAAUUAAAAGUGUCUGAAGGCGUAGAGUGUAUAAAUUUGUCUAUUCAAAACCGGCUCUUUAAAGCAGCACUUGGACAGUUGUGUAAACAAAUAUUUAAUUAAACUCUAAACCUAUACAAUAUGUAAAAAUGUUCUGACGCAUGUUUCUAUUCUAUGGCAAAAUGAAAUACAUGCACUCAUGCUUUAAUAACAUCGCACUAUGUAGUGGGAUCAGCUAUCAAUUCUACAAUUCCUAUUAAAGUCGAAAAUGAAUUUGGUGAUACAACAAUAUCACGCUGGUGUUCUCCUAUUGCUUUUGUAUGGUGUUUGUGAAUCUGCCUUCACAAAACUUGACAGUUGUUUAGACGAAGAUGAAAAAGUUCAUAGAAUAAGUGAGAUUUCGUUGGAGAAAUGUAAAGAAGAAUGCGGUAAAAGAUCCCAUUGCAAAGCAGUCAAUUACCGGAGACUUUUUCAGUUGUGUGAGCUGCUGAGAGUGGACCACGGACGUGUCUUAGUACACCAGGGAAGUAAAAGAUCAUGCUUAUUUGUGAAGAAAUCAGACAUUUCAAUUGGAAGUCUACCUGCGUGUAAUUGUACAGAUGGGACAUCUUGCGAUCUCGAAACAAAAACAUGCCGAAUUACAGAAUGCUCGAAACUCGAAUUAGCAAAUGCUCGUAUACUUGGCAAUAUGUUGUCUGUUGGGUCUCGUGUAAAGUUCACAUGCAACACGGGUUACUUGGAGACAUCAGGCGAAAAGUACGCGACAUGUGGAACAUCCAGUCAAUGGUCAUAUCAGCCACAAUGCAUACGAGACUGUGGUCCUUACCCAAAUGUUGCUAACGCUCAACUGAUCGGCGGUGGAGACUCAACUAUAGAAGGUGCACUGUUGCAGUACGAAUGCUUGUCUGGGUACACACCCAUCGGAAGCACGAGCUACUUGCGGUGUACUAACGAUGGUAUAUGGUUCGAUCAAAACGAAGUCCAUUGUCAGAAGCUAAUUGGAAGUACGUGUUCGGCUCAUUCGGACUGUCUGUUAACAGGAAGUAUGUGCGUAAACAGCAAAUGCUUCUGUCGUCCAUUAUACCGUUACAAAACUGAGAUCAACGACUGUUUCCAAGAAUGUUUAUCAUUUACUGACACAUUUACACCACAUGUGAAUACUGGAUUUAGUGGUUACAAUGAUGUAGGUUACGGGGAUGCGGUCGAUUCCGAGGGACAAUGCGAGGAUAUGUGCAGAGGUGAUCCGAAUUGUUUGUCAUUUGAGAUUUGGGAAAACUUGGAUUAUUCAGACCCAAUAAAGAUGUGUAAUAGGGCAAGCUUAACGUACGAAGCGAUACUGGAUAGUGAUCCGGGCAGUAUUGUUCAAUAUACUUGGAUAACGAUUUAUAGCAGAAACUGUAUCUAAACUGGAUCGCGAAAACUAGUACUUCAAGCACAUUUAUACAUAUACACUGACUGCUGAUUUUAAGGAGAUUCUGAUUUGUAUUGUUACUCUUUAACUCUCAUACCUAAAUUGCUAUAAAUUAGAUAAUUAAAUGUGCAGAUGAGUAUGGUAUUUACUUUCCAUAUUACCAUAAUGUCAUAUGGUUGUUAGGUUUGUUAUAGGGUGUAAAUAUACUUUUAAA
Molecule: messenger RNA, 1764 nt
Organism: Mercenaria mercenaria
Lineage: Eukaryota; Metazoa; Mollusca; Bivalvia; Venerida; Veneridae
Exons: 6
Coding region: 408-1544 (378 amino acids)
Source: RefSeq, a predicted model, not a curated record